AUGCUGAACUUCAUCCAUGACAAAGUCCAAUCUCGCUUGCGUGGUGGAGGAGCUACAACACAAUCUUCUGUAGGCAAGGCGGUUAUAAUUCUUAAGUCAGUUGGGAUUGCGCUACCGGUUUUUGCCAUGUCAUGCUUUAAACUCCCCAAGGAUCUGUGUGAGAAGUUAACUAGUGUGAUGAUAGAAUUCUGGUGGGGUGGAAGUGCUGAGAAGAGGAAGAUCUCUUGGGUGGCUUGGAAAAAUCUAUGUAAACCGAAGGAACUUGGAGGAAUGGGGUUUCGUGAUAUUGCAUGGUUCAAUCAGGCUCUACUGUGCAAACAAGCAUGGAGAAUAUGGUCUCAACCUCACUCCCUGCUAGCUCGAGUUAUGAAAGGCAGGUACUUUCCAAAUGGGUUUUUCUUAGAGUGUGGCAUAGGUACUCGGCCCUCGUAUGCUUGGCGUAGCAUCAUGUAUGGUCGAGAAUUACUAGUGCAAGGUCUGAUGAAGCGUAUUGGGGAUGGUCGUAGCACACAUGUAUGGUAUGAUAACUGGAUUUUGCUCGACGUUCCUCGUCCCCCGCAGGGCCGGGCCUGA
Messenger RNA from Brassica oleracea var. oleracea, 573 nucleotides. RefSeq lists its product as uncharacterized. Bases 1 to 573 code for a protein of 190 amino acids. NCBI's taxonomy places the organism in Eukaryota, Viridiplantae, Streptophyta, Magnoliopsida, Brassicales, Brassicaceae. The record is from RefSeq and is a predicted model, not a curated record. The transcript has a single exon.